Molecule: messenger RNA, 1930 nt
Organism: Aedes aegypti (yellow fever mosquito)
Lineage: Eukaryota; Metazoa; Arthropoda; Insecta; Diptera; Culicidae
Product: glycogen-binding subunit 76A-like
Exons: 1
Coding region: 51-1007 (318 amino acids)
Biological process (GO): regulation of glycogen biosynthetic process
Cellular component (GO): protein phosphatase type 1 complex
Molecular function (GO): protein phosphatase 1 binding; glycogen binding
Source: RefSeq, a predicted model, not a curated record
CGCAAGAUGAAACAGAUCACGGAAAAGUAUUAGCGAAUGGUCAUGCCAUUAUGCCAAAGGGGACGUUGGUCCGCCAAGACGAUAUUAGUGAAAUUGAUGUCGAUGUGCUACAGUUCGUCAACGGAGAUGCGGAGGAUGAACCGGAAGAUGAGACACACAGUCCCAAGGUCGAAAUGGCCGAAGUGGAGAAACUGCUACAAGACUGUAGUGUUGAACAGAAAUCUGCAGAGGAGAAACAAGAUCACAAGCGAGAAGGCAUGUCGUCCGGCGAUGAGGAUGAAGACUUCGUCAGACCGCAACGAAUGCGAAGAUGUUCAUCACUGAAAACGGGCAAGACACCACCAGGUACCCCUGGCCGGAAAAAGUUUGUUCGAUUUGCAGACGUACUCGGACUUGAUCUGGCUGAUGUAAAAACAUUUGUUGAUGGAGUUCCUAAAGUGCCGAAAUCGGCCUACGAGGAUCUGGACUUUUGCCUAGAGCCUCCUGUAGUUCAACAGAUCAGUUUGGGACCGAAAGCCGAUCGAGUAUUGGUGCCGCUCUUCCAGCAACCGGGUGCCCUACCUUGCUUCCUAGACAAGGUUCGCGAGAAACAAGUUAACCUGGAAAAUGCGGCCGUGACUGAUCCAGUUACUCUCACCAUCACCGGAACCGUUCGUGUCCGAAACCUAGAUUUAAACAAGUCAGUCUAUGUGCGGUACAGCACAGAUAGCUGGCGCAGCUUCUCGGACCUCCAGGCCAGUUACGUGGAAAACUCCUGCGACGGUUUCUCCGAUAAGUUUGCCUUCACCAUCUACGGAAACUCGGUUCAGAUAGGGCAGCGUAUUGAAAUGGCGAUACGCUUCCAUUGUCGGGGCCAACAGUACUGGGACAAUAACUACGACAUGAAUUACGUUUUCCAAUGCUUGUCAAUCACCCAACCGAAUCAGAUCGCGCAGAUUGCGGUCAAACCGGCCAACAUAGACGCCCAUAUCAGUCCAGACGAAACUUGGUGCAAAAGCUUCUACUGAAUGGGUCCCUCUAUAAUCCGCUGCCCCCAAAAACACCAAAACCCUCCGACUACAACUGAAACUUAUACAAUAACAAGAACAGCAGCAAGCAGUAGGAAAACGAUACAAUAUUGCAUGAUUGUGAUCGCAAAAACCGGUCCGAUUACAUGUGAAAUUAACUAAAAAGCUUCACAAUUCAUUUCAAUCGGACGCAAAAAUUUUAACAUGUGUAGUAUUAUCAUUGGUUUUUAAACAAAUCCCAUCAGGGGUUUUUAACUCUUUUUAUCCAAAACGCCUUCAUGAUAAAGAUCCCGCGUUGAAAAAUAGUGGACAUAAAAAUCCAUUGCAAUUAGAGCUUCACUGAAAAAGUAUGGUUAUUGUAUGUAACCAAGAACUUAAAAAGUUCCCAACUAUCUUGAGAUUAGAACAUCAUUUUUUAAUUUAGAUAUCAAAUUUUAAAAAGUAAACUAGAUCUGACGGCACGUGUAGUUUGCCGCGAGGACAACAGUUCCCAAUUGAAAUUAUGCGAACUGCAAAUUGUGUAAUUAGCAAUGAUCGUUUAUUCAAAGAGUUGAUAAUCAUGACCUAUUAGCUUAGAUUUGUAAACCAAUUGUUAAGCUAAUCAAAAAAAAAACACACUAAUACUUCAGAUUAGAGUUGUAUGCGUGUUGAAAACCAGUCUAUAUUCAUUAACAAAAGCAGAAACUAGCAUACGUUGAAAGGCAUAACGAAUUGAAGAUGAACUAUGGACAUUGUUGUGUUUCUAGAAAUAUUUAUAUCAAAACCAUCAAGAAACGUUAUUGCAUGCUCUCGAAAGACUAGUGCGUGAAAUUGUUUGUUCAUUUUAUGAUUUUUAUGCGACGGCAACUAGACAGACAACAAUUAUGUAUAGAACGAACGAGAAUAGCAGACAAAUGAUUGAGAAACUAGCUACAAGGAAGCAG